CGGACGGACGUCACGUCACACGUCAGAGGGGAGAAAAUGAAAGAAGAAGAAAUGUCAUAAAAAAUUGGGGUAUUUGCAAUCUAUUUAUAAUCUUUUUUGAUAUAUUUUUGCAGUAUUUUAUUACUUAGAAAUAAAUUUUCCACAUAUUUUAGUACCAAUUUAUAAUAAAGUACGAUGGCGACAGCUGUUGUUAAGCAGGAAGUGAACAGCAGCAUAGAACCAUCACCAGAGUGCAAAACUGCAUGGUGUCCGAUCAAUGAUGAUAAUGAUGCCCAACAACGUAAAACAAGUUCUUCCCAAGAGGAGCAUGUUAAGCAAGAGGUGGCAGACGAAUGUUUAGAAGACGCGGACUUGUAUACUGUGAAGAGUGUAUCGGAAAUGUGGCCUUCUAAUCGCAGACAAUAUGGCUCUGCCAAAGCAAAACAAGCCAAAAUCAAAAGAGAAGAUAAUGGAUUCAAAGAAAAUGAGUUGGCUGAAAAAGUCUCAACUACACCCAAGGUCGAAAUCAGAAGAGAAGAUGCUGGAUUCAAAGAAAGUGAGUUGGCAGAAAAUGAGUCAAUAGAUGAAUCAUGCUUACAGAAAGUCUCAACCACACCCAAAGCCAAAAUCAAAAGAGAAGAUAAUGAGUUGGCAGAAAAUGAGUCAAUAGAUGAGUCAUGCUCACAGAAAGUCUCAACUACACCCAAGAGUCAAUAUUGCAGAUGGCGACAGUUGCAGUUGAGCAGGAGACCGAUAGAAGCCAAGAACCGACGCCAGGGUGCAGUACUGUAUGCUCUCAAAUCAUAGAAGAUUUUAAUGAUGAUGAUAAUAAUUUCAGACAAACUAUAGACAGUUUGUGUCCAGAGCUCUCCAAAGGAAACGCGUAUGAUUCUGAGGAGGCUGCAGGAAGUUGGAAAGUUGACUGCAGCUCAAUAAAGCGCAAAUCAGUGAUGUCUUCCACCUCCAGCACCAGUACAUCUCACCAAACCAAAGCUACACAAUCGGAAAGCAAUCUAGCAGGUUCAGUAAAUAAUAUUCAGCCAAAUAAUUUGAAGAGAGAAAAGGAUAUGCUCUAUAGGUGUGCUCACUGUAGCUAUGAAACUGACCAGUUGGAAUGUUUGAAGAUUCACAUUGCAAAACACGCUGGAGAAAAACUCUCAAGUUGUGGGUUUUGUGAAUACACAUCAUCCAAUUUGAGUGAUUUGAAGAAACAUAUCAAAAUGCAUUCUGGCGAGAAACUCUUUAGUUGUGAUUUAUGUAGUUAUAAGACUGCUCAACCAGCUAAAUUUGUAGAACAUCUCCGAACACAUCCAAACCUAAAAAGAUACAUCUGUGAAUUAUGCGGCUUUGAGUUAAAUAAUUCAGGUGCUUUGAAAAGUCAUCUCAGAAUACAUUCUGCAAAAAAAUUGAAAAAUCCUCUCAGAAUACAUUCUGCAAAAAAAUUCAGCUGUGCAUUUUGUGACAAGAAGUUCAGUAGAAAAACGCAUUUGGAGAAUCAUCUCACAGCAAAUACAGAGGAAAAAACUUUCAUCUGCAGAUGUUGUGACUAUUCAUGUGCUUGUAAAGGUCUUUUAAAAAGUCAUGUCAAAACACAUACAGGAGAAGAACGCUUCAGCUGUAAAUUUUGUAACUUUGAAUGUAAGAACAUUCGUUACAUAAACAUACAUCUCAGACCUAAUAAAGGUGAAACCCCUUUCAACUGUAAUUUUUGUGACUAUUCAUGUGCUUGUGCAGGUCUUUUGAAAGAUCAUAUCAAAACUCAUAAAAGCAAAAACUCUUCAUCUUAUAUCUGUGAACGGUGUGGCUCUUUAUUCAAUCGGAUAGGUGAUUUUAAAAAUCAUUUCAGAAGACAUACAGGAGAAAAGCCUUUCAGCUGUGAUUUAUGUGGCUAUAAAUUCUCACAAUUAUAUUUAUUGAAAAAACAUCUCAAAACUCAUACCGGCGAAAAACCUUACAGUUGUCGAUUUUGCAAUUACAAAAGCAUCACAAAAUGUAAUUUGAAUAGACAUGAAAUGAUUCAUACAGGUGAAAAACCCUUCUGUUGUAAAUUAUGUGACUUUAAAUGCAUUCAGUCGGGUGAUAUGAAAACUCAUAUCAGAAAACAUACAGGAGAGAAACCUUACAGCUGUGAAUCAUGCGACUUUAAAGCCAUCCUACGAAGCGUAUUGAAAAAACAUAUCAGAACGCAUCAUUCUACAGAUCAUUCUACAUCAUCUACAUAUCAUUCUACAGAGAAAUCUUUCAGAAAUGUACAGAGAAGCUGUAUAUUCUGUAACUUUGAGUGCACUGAGUUAUUUGAAUUCAAAAUUCAUCUCGAAAAGCAUCGAGAUAAAGACAGGUUUUUCAGCUGUCAAUCAUGCAAAUUUCAAACCACCUCUCUAUAUUAUAUGAAAAGACAUGUAAUGGUUCAUACUGGCGAAAAACCUUUCUGUUGUGAAUUGUGUGACUUCAAAUGCAACCAGUUGGCUAUUUUGAAAUGUCAUAUCAGAACACAUACAGGAGAAAAACCAUAUAGCUGUGAAUUAUGUGACUAUAAGUGCAGUGAUUCAAGAACUUUGAAAAGACAUAUAAGGAAGCAUGAAGAAGGAAAAAUUUAGCUGUAAAUUAUGUUACUGUAAAAAUAAUCAAGUUCAAAGCUUUUUAAAGAUCAUCUCUGAGCCUAGUUAAAAAUACAUCAAUUUUUACCGUCCUUAUAAAUUCUACCAGAUUGAACAAAACGUGACAAACACAAUAUCGUUAUGAAAACCUCUGAGUAGUUAAAUCUGUUUUUUUAAAUAAGGUUUUUGCUAAAAAUGUUUGUUUCAAUCGAAAUACAGACGAAUUUUAAAAUAAUAAUAAAUUAUUGUUUUAGGUCCGGUUUCCGAGCUCGGGAUUUAUAGUUUGUGUAAAAUAAGUUGAGACUUGGCCCUCCAUCCGAAGAAAUUACAAGGUUGCCAAUUCGUGUAAAAUUAAACUUUCUCAAAUUUUCAAUUGGAUGUAGAAUAUCAUCCCCGAUAUCCUAGUAGAGCUAAAAAUGUUUCAGGAUUGAAGGAUUAAAAGGAAAUUCAACUUUUAUGAUAAAAUUGGAAACAUCGCGAAGAUUUGUUCUUCUUUUGAAUAUCACUUCUCUCAGAAUCAUUGGGCGUCGUAAUACGUAAAAAA
Messenger RNA from Nilaparvata lugens (brown planthopper), 3120 nucleotides. RefSeq names its product oocyte zinc finger protein XlCOF6. Lineage: Eukaryota; Metazoa; Arthropoda; Insecta; Hemiptera; Delphacidae. Bases 175 to 786 code for a protein of 203 amino acids. Gene Ontology annotation, biological process: regulation of cytokine production; regulation of immune system process; negative regulation of transcription by RNA polymerase II. The transcript is spliced from 8 exons. The record is from RefSeq and is a predicted model, not a curated record.